CAAGAGUGAUGCGGUGCCAUAAUUCAAUGGAGCUCCUGAGCGGGUAUAGUCGGAUCUACACGUCUGCGGGAGGCGGUGAGUGACCGUGUCGGUAGGCGGCUGAUCGCCCUUGGGCUUGUACAUAAAGGAGGGGGGACUCGGGAUACAUACGAUAUAAACCUCGCUGGAGACAGCAACUUCAGUCUGCUCCGAGUCAUCAUGCAAGUCAAUAUACGCGACAUCACCAAAGAUACGGCCAAAGGUCCGACUGUGAAACAGCACAGCGAAUUCUACUUCGCUGACGGGAAUGCAAUCUUCUUAGUCGAAGACGUACUCUUCAACGUUCAUAGAUAUUUCUUGCAUCGAGACUCUCCUGUCUUCCGGGAUUUAUUCUUGUUACCACAAAGAGGAGGUGGCGAGGGGCAAGUUGAUAACAACCCUAUCCGCUUAGACGGAACAAGGAGCAUUGACAUGGAACGCUUCCUGUCAAUUCUGUACCCGCCGCGCAUCGGUCAUUACGACCUAAAAACAACGGAUGAGUGGGCAUCGGUCCUCGAGCUGGCUCACAAGUGGCAGUUCGAUUCGAUCUGCGAGCUAGUCGCAGAUCGGCUACCUCAAGUAGCCUCGCUUGUGGAUCAAAUCAUCCUGGGGCGGCGGUAUGGGCUCGAAGAGAUGUUACUCAGCGCACGCGUACGAUUAUGUGAGCGCGAGGCACCCAUUUCUCUGGAGGAGGGUCGUCGGUUAGGACUGGAUGAAUGCAUCGUCGUCGGUGAAGUCCGACAGAAGGCACGAUCCAACUUAUUCGCAACGACCGCCAUGAAAUUCGACGAAUGGGAUGUUCGAAUGCUGCAGGAGGCAUUCCAAGUAUUAGAUACAUAAAUAAACCCGGCAUCAACGCCGCACUUACCUCUCAUACUAGCCAAAGUGUAUGAUACAUCUCGCC
Fomitopsis serialis is the source of this 922-nucleotide messenger RNA. RefSeq lists its product as uncharacterized. The coding region runs from base 199 to 858 and encodes 219 amino acids. NCBI's taxonomy places the organism in Eukaryota, Fungi, Basidiomycota, Agaricomycetes, Polyporales, Fomitopsidaceae. Gene Ontology annotation, molecular function: protein binding. The transcript has 3 exons. The record is from RefSeq and is a predicted model, not a curated record.